UCCGGUGGUUGGGUUCGGGGGUGAGGGCAGAGGAGAGUAGCCUAUAACGCCACACAAAGUGGAGGGGACUGAGAACUUAAGCUUGCCUCACCCUAAAGUGGCCUGGUGGACCUGGCUUGCGAGGUGGGGAAGAGGGAGGGCCCGAGCCCAGAGGGGUGGUUGGAAAUGGCUUUAAGGCAGGGCUGGAAGUUGAUUCUGGGGCGGAGUUUCACGACUGGACAAGUGAUGGGAGCUUUGGGGGCCGCUACGAUGAGGUUAAAUCAGAACAUCUUGCUGCUGGGGAAGAAGGUGGUGCUGGUACCCUACACCUCACUGCACGUGCCUAGGUACCACGAGUGGAUGAAAUCAGAGGAGCUGCAGCGGCUGACAGCCUCCGAGCCGCUGACCCUGGAGCAGGAGUAUGCAAUGCAGCGCAGCUGGCGUGAGGAUGCGGACAGUGAGAAGUGGAGGCCCUGGGCUGGGCUGGUCGCGGGAGGGCUGACUCCAGAGGCGGUCUCCAGGUUCCCUCCCGUUCUCAUUCCCAGCUGUAGCCCUUCUGGAGCCACAGGAGCCUUUUGGAAAGUACUUCAUGAAAAGCCUCAAGAGUGUACCUUCAUUGUGAUGGAUGCAGAGAAGUGGCAGGCCCAGCCGGGCACCACUGAAGAGAGCUGCAUGGCGGGAGACGUGAACCUCUUCCUCACAGAUCUAGGGGACCCCUCCUUGGGGGAGAUUGAGGUCAUGAUUGCAGAGCCCGACUGCAGGGGCAAGGGCUUUGGCACUGAGGCUGUUCUCAUGAUGAUGUCUUAUGGUCUGACCAAGUUUGAGGCUAAAAUCGGGCAAGGAAAUGAACCGAGCAUCCAGAUGUUCCAAAAACUUCACUUUCAGCAGGUUGCUGUGAGCAGCGUCUUCCAGGAGGUGACGCUCAGACUGACGAUGAGUGAGCCAGAGCGGCAGUGGCUUCUGGAGCAGACCAGCCACGUGGAAGAGAAGCCCUACAGAGAUGGCUAGUGGGAGCCCCGCUGACAGAGCCCUGCAGCAGGAGGCGAACGGAUGGAGCCUUUGGGGCCGAGUGCUCCUGGUCCUGCUCCAGGCUGGGAAUCUCCUCUCAGGGCCUUUCAGACUCUGGGCCGGACUUGCCCUCAGACUGGCAGUAUGGCUGAGGGACUCCAGGGCGCCCCUCCUCCCAGCCAAACGUGCACUCAGAUUCCGGGAACCUGGAGUGGACAGCACGAAUCCAUGGGAGGAGGCAGGGUGGAGCUGGAGCCGGAGCCGAAGGGUGCCUGGUGAAUAGGCAGGCCCUCCCUUUCCCCUGGGAGGCCAGAGGUGCCGCCCUGGGGCUGAGGCCCUGGCCGGGAGUGAAGCACACUGCAUGGCCAGCUUUCCGUUUCCUCGUGGGCCCGUGUAGACGUGAGCCCCUAGGAGGCCCAGCCAGCAGUGCCCGGUCCAGCGUGGGAGUGACAGGCAGGGGUAGCUCAGUGCUCUAGGCUGGGUGUGACCCUGGGAGCUUUGGAAAUGAAUGAGCUUGGCCCUGUUAGGAGAGAGAUGGCUUGGAAAGUGGGCGAGUGUCCUUGCUCCUCCUUUCUCUUCUCUGGAGCCAGUUUUGAAUGUUGAAUAAAUUAGUUUUGGACACAGCUUCUUGUGGCCGGAUCAGCCCUCUGCUGAAAGCUUCAGGCCCCCUGCUCUCCACUCCUCACCCUCACCCCUCUGGGAGAAGCUGCGCCUGACGAGGCCACGAGGGGGCGUCCGAGGCACAGGUUCUGGAUGAUCAGGCUGCCUUCAGAGGGGCUUAACAGGCAGAGCUGGGCCAGGUCUCCCCACCUCUGAGGAAGGGGGACACCCUUUGACUUCUCACCGUCCUCAAACCCUGUUGUAAUCUGGGGUGGCCAUCCAGAAAGGCCAGGCAGGUUUCAAAACACAAUCGUGGUAGAGAGUCUUGAGGGCACCUAGGAUAUUUCUGAGGGGAAGAAGCAAUCCCAGGCCAGUUGAGGUGGCUUGCCUGAGGCCUCCUGAUGGCAGAACCCGAACUGUGGCUGAAGCCUCCCAGCUCCCAGUCCCCUUGAUUCUGCCAGCUGACACCAGGCUAUGCAUGUAAAAAAAAAAGAAUCUAAAACAUGCCUGAAUCUAAGACACAAACUUCGCUUGCUCGGUCCCCCUUUGUACCAUGUCCCCAGCCCCGUAGCAUUGGGGUUCCCUCUGAGCCACCUGACCUUUCUUCCUGUCUUCAGCUUAAUCAGGGUCAAAAGUAGCUUAGGGCUUCCCCACCCAGUAGAUGAUGUAGUCGUCAGGCCUGCUCACCUGUGGGGGCCUCCAUCCGGGGUCAAAGGGUGGGGGCAAGGGUGGAGGGACCAGGCCAGGCCCGGCUGAGCCGGGCUUGGGGCAGCUGGUGCUAAUGAGGGGCUUUGGACACAAACCCAGAGGUCAGGAUGGCUGGAGAGCGACUGGCCUUUCUGUCAACCCUAGGGCCUCACAGGUCCCCUCCCUGGUUCGCUAGCCCUCUUCUUGUUCUCAGUCCCAGGAACCUGUUUUCUGAGGUCUCCUGGUUGGGUGGAGUAGCCCGGGGCCAGCUUCCCUUCCUUCCCUCUGAGCACCUCCUGGCCCAGCAGCCUCAGCUCUCAGGCCACCCUAGCAGACCCCUAGGAUGUGGCCUCAAGAGCCAGAGGUAAGCCAGAGACUCUUGAGGGCACCUAGGAUAUUUCUGAGGGGAAGAAGCAAUCCCAAGCCAGUUGAGGUGGCUUGCCUGAGGCCUCCUGAUGGCAGAACCGGAACUGUGGCUGAAGCCUCCCAGCUCCCAGUCCCCUUGAUUCUGCCAGCUGGAUCUCUG
Molecule: messenger RNA, 2800 nt
Organism: Rhinolophus ferrumequinum (greater horseshoe bat)
Lineage: Eukaryota; Metazoa; Chordata; Mammalia; Chiroptera; Rhinolophidae
Gene: NAT9
Product: N-acetyltransferase 9 (putative)
Exons: 7
Coding region: 166-987 (273 amino acids)
Biological process (GO): protein acetylation
Molecular function (GO): N-acetyltransferase activity
Source: RefSeq, a predicted model, not a curated record